Molecule: messenger RNA, 765 nt
Organism: Mycotypha africana
Lineage: Eukaryota; Fungi; Mucoromycota; Mucoromycetes; Mucorales; Mycotyphaceae
Exons: 1
Coding region: 125-538 (137 amino acids)
Source: RefSeq, a predicted model, not a curated record
CGGGUUAUGAGAAGUGAACAUCACUUUGUCGUAUUUAUAUUUUGCGCGUUCGGCUUUUCUUUUCUCUUCUUUCCUCCCUCUUUCUUUUUACUUUUCAAGUCUUUUUUCCUCUCAGCAGCAAAUCAUGGCAUUUGAGCUUGUCCGUUUCUCGGGUUCUACUCUGGAGCCCAGUUCAGAACCCAUCAUGUUGUAUGAGCCCCACUUUUAUGAAAAGGGAGCAGGAAGAUCGUUACAUAUCGAAUUGGUACCAACAAGACCUACACCGCCUUUGAACCGAAAAGACAAACCACCACCUAUUAUUAUACCCCAAUUCAAUGCCGAAGACCCUCUACUGUGCCGUAACGAGGAUGACUAUUCAGCGUGGUCAUGCCAUCCACAAGACGAUCCGUUACUACUCGAAAAGACCGGGAAAAACAACGUCAUCCUAGACGCACCAGAAGAAGACGAUUCCUCCACCACAGCCGGUGCUGGUACAUCGAAUCAUGAAAUGUUUUGGGAUACUCCCACCUCUAUCACCACUUUGAAUCAAACAUCAUAAUGCAUGGAAUACAAAAGAAAAGAAAAACCGGCUUGCUUUCAUACUGUAAAUAAGAUUCUAUAUUUCAGCAUUUAUACCCCCUCCAUUGACUCUCGUUGCCAAGUUGCCACUAGAACAACAACAACAACAACAACAACAACAAUAACAGCCAAAUACUAUUACUACUACUACUACUACUACGAGAACGAUGUUUAUGGUUGUUUUUUUUUUUUUAUCUAUGUUAUGCA